AUGGAAUCCGUUCCCACUCCGCUGCGACAGUCCGCCCUGCUUGUCUUGCGUACCUUCGUCCUGGCAGCAUGGUCCCAGCACCUUGACGAAUUCAAGGGUCAAGUCCUCGUUAGUGAUGUCAAUAAAGCUCACCUGCGCCGAGUUCUUCUCGACCUGGCCACCUCCGCUGAUGCUGCGGAGCGAAAAGUGAAGUCCUCUGCCAGUUAUGUUGUUAGCAAGAUUGCCAGCGCGGAUUUCCCCGAGGAAUGGCCUGAGUUGCUACCCACUUUGCUGCAGAUUAUCCCCAAUAGCGACGAGGCGCAAUUACACGGCGCGUUGAGGGUGUUGUCGGACCUGGUCGAGAGCGGAUUUAGCGAGGAGCAGUUUUUCACAGUGGCACGGGAGCUCGUGUCGACUGUCUUUGCUGUCGCGACGAACCCCGCUCGGAAACCCGUGCUGCGCGCCUUGGCCGUCUCGGUAUUUAGGGCUUGUUUUGAUACCUUGGAAAUGGUCAUUGAGCAACAUAAGGUUGCUAUUAAGCAAUUUCUGGACGAGGCGUUGAAUGGUUGGUCACCAUUUUUCCUUGCAACUAUGAAGGUGCCGCUGCCGCCGCCCCCUAGUGAGGAAGAUGAGGCCGAUGAUGCUCAGGGUUCAGAGGAGUGGAGGGGGGUGAUUGCGUUGAAGUUGCAGGUCGUUAAGACCUUAAUGAAAAUAUGCGCUGUAUUCCCGGCACUCCUUACUUCGCAGAGCACUGUACUUUUUAGUUCUGUUUGGGAUGAACUAUCCACCAUCCAAAAUGCGUAUCAGGAACUAUUUAUCAUGGACGAACGCCAAGGCCGGCUAGAGGAUGCGGAUGGACUUCCAUAUACCCUCGACUUCUUGGUUUUGGAAGAACUAGACCUUAUGCAAGUGCUACUUAGGGCUCCCCCGGUUAAAGCGGAGCUACACAGCCAACUGCAGACCGCAGGGAGUGCUGCAAGUACUUCUGGCUGGUUGCCAGAGGUUAUGAAACUGGUUGUAUCCUAUGCGCAGAUUACUACGGAGGAAGAAGGGCUGUGGGGACAUCGAUGUGAAUCUGUUCCUGUCGGAGGAAACGUCGCUCACCGCAAAUUACACUCCUCGGACCUGUGGUGGGGAUUUGACUCGACAUCUUGGAAACUACGCGAAGCUGCCCUUUUCAUUCUCAAUCAGCUUCUUCGCGACUUCAACGACGUAGACCAGCAGAUUUCCCUAGAGGCAGCUAAAGGAUCUAACGAGUUCGUUCGCUUUUGCAUGACACAGGAAGACGUCUUCCUUCGAGCCCGUGGCUACCUCGUCGCUGGAAUAAUUGCAAAGACAGCGGGCGAAGAAUUCCAUCAGACGGCAUUAUCAUAUCUCGAGGCGUCCAUCAAGGCCAUCGCUGAGGACCCCUCUGAAGUCGUCCAAGUAUCCUGCAUCCGCGUCCUGCAGGAUUUCUUUCCCGCACUCCCAUCCUCCAUGGCCAAACCCCUACAAAUCCCCGCUAUCUCAACCGUGUCCGACUUCAUCUCCUCCCGCGACCUGCGAGAAAUGAUAGACAGCGAUGAUCUUAAAUUUACCCUCCUCGACACGCUCCGAGAUACUAUCAUGGUCGAUCCCGGCAUCGUCCUCUCCUCCAUUGCCCUCGACGUCCUCUUCAACAUCGCUAGUAGCGGCGCCAGUAACUUCCAGCUCGCCACAAUUGUGACAGAAACCUUCGAAGACGUUGUCCAAUACAUCUCUCGACAGGGUCCAGAAGCAUACAUCGGCCUCUGCGAAAAAGUGCUCCCAUCCCUCUCUGGCGCCAUUGAUGGAAGCACGACCCAAGAAAACGCCCUGACAACACUAGCGGCAGACCUCAUCCGCGCCCUGACGGAACACGGCCUCUCCCCGCUCCCCAAUGGCCUCGUAGCAACAAUAAUGCCAAAACUAAACCGCCUCCUUCUCAGCUCUAAAGAGGGCAACCUCCUCCCCGCCGCCACCAUUGCCGUGAAAAACAUGCUCCAACACGACUCCCAGCAAUUUCUAACCUGGCAAGAUCCGCAAACAGGUAAGGGCGCCGUCGAAGUCGUGUUAAUCAUCAUCGACCACCUCCUCAGCCAAUCCGUAGAUGACAACGCAGCUGAAGAAGUGGGCGGGCUGGCUGCUGAACUAGUCGAGAAAGCUGGCGCUGAGAAAUUGGGGCCAUAUUUAACCCAACUUCUUCGCGCGGUUGCUCAACGCCUCGCCACAGCGCAAAAGGCGCAGUUUAUCCAAUCGCUCAUCCUCGUCUUUGCGCGAUUAUCCCUCAUCAGUCCGGGGGAGGUAGUCGAUUUCCUCUCCACGCUGACGAUCGAUGGCGAAUCGGGACUGACGGUUGUGUUCUCCAAGUGGCUUGAGAACAGCAUAAAUUUCGCUGGGUACGAUGAGAUACGGCAGAACGUUGUUGCAUUGGCGAAGAUUUAUCAACUAGAUGACCCGCGCGUGGCGCAGGUGCAGGUUAAGGGGGAACUGAUCAUCCAGGAUACGGGGAGGAUCAAGACGCGCUCGCAGUCGCGCAGGGAUCCGGACCAGUAUACCAUUGUCCCUGCGCCUUUGAAGAUCAUUAAAGUUCUGGCUGAGGAGCUUGUGUCAGCGGCGGGGACCAGGGAGAUGGGUGCUGCGGGUGCCGCUGCUGUUGCGGCUGGUGCUGGUGGAGCGGGAGGGAAUCUUGAUGAGACGGAUAGUGAUGGUGAGAAUGAUGACUGGGAGGAUAUUCCACCAUCUGGGCAAGGGGUGCUUGAUUUGGGGCUUGGGAUUACGAAGCAGGAACUUAUGGGUUAUAUUUGUGAGGAUGGGGCUAGGGGUGUUGCGGUUAGAGAGAGAGAUGAUGAGACGUUGGCUUUUUUGAUGGAGUUUUUCAGGGAGGUUGCUGGGACGUCAAGAUUUCAGGAGAUGUUUGUGCAAUUGAGUCCGAGGGAACAGGAGGCUUUGAGGAGUUUGGGGUAG
This is a messenger RNA of Paracoccidioides lutzii Pb01, 2943 nucleotides long. RefSeq lists its product as hypothetical. The transcript has 5 exons. The record is from RefSeq and is a predicted model, not a curated record. Bases 1 to 2943 code for a protein of 980 amino acids. Gene Ontology annotation, molecular function: small GTPase binding. Gene Ontology annotation, cellular component: nuclear envelope; cytosol. Gene Ontology annotation, biological process: protein import into nucleus.